Messenger RNA from Branchiostoma belcheri (Belcher's lancelet), 9351 nucleotides. Its product is annotated as E3 ubiquitin-protein ligase TRIP12-like. Lineage: Eukaryota; Metazoa; Chordata; Leptocardii; Amphioxiformes; Branchiostomatidae. Gene Ontology annotation, molecular function: ubiquitin protein ligase activity; zinc ion binding. The record is from RefSeq and is a predicted model, not a curated record. Gene Ontology annotation, cellular component: nuclear speck. The transcript is spliced from 35 exons. Gene Ontology annotation, biological process: regulation of double-strand break repair; DNA damage response; proteasome-mediated ubiquitin-dependent protein catabolic process. Bases 509 to 7009 code for a protein of 2166 amino acids.
AUUGAAGAAAUGAUGACUCCGAUGGGUGAUUUUUAAAAAGGGGGGAUUUCAAGGAGCAUAAUUUGACAGGAAUGUGACAUGUUGGCCCAAAGGAUAUGAUAAUAAGGGCCGCGGAUUGAUCCGGGUUCGUCAAAGGGGUAUCGCAGGGAAGCGGAAAAUUGAUCUUCGAGAAUCGCCAGCAAUUCCGUCCAGUUCUGGCCAAAUUUUGACGUCCUCGAGCGUUUUACAGUGAAAUAAGAGUAGCUGUAGUAUAAGGUGAUAUCUGCGAUGCGUUGAUAUGAUCUUAUCGGCUUUUAAUUCCGUGAAAGUAGUUCCCAAUGAGCGAUGAUAUAAAGGGUGCAAGCAGGCCUGAUGUGACAGAGAGAGAGGCUGUCUGGAAGCGGAAGAACCCUUGACAAUUGUGCCGACAAAAUCACCCUUUUUCAGCAUUUUGACUGGUUCCACGGAUCUAGAAUUCUGCAGCCUAUUGAACGUGUAGAGGGGAUGCCCUCUUGUGCGAGCUGCGCCUAUGGCCGACCAACCUAGUCACCAUCCUGGGGGGUCUUUGCGGCGGUCGUCACGCACAUCGGUUGUUGCCAGGAGAGUUGAGUCGACCAGCAGCCGGAGCAGCAGUGUCAGUAGCAGUAGGAGUAGCAGUAGUGCCCUGUCUGGGCCAGCCAACUCCAAGAGGUCUGAAGUAGAGCCUAAUUCAGAUUUGACAAGUGGAAAAAACUCUGGGCGAGGCUCCCACAGAAGAGGCAAGAGCCAGGAAAGAAAGAGGCAAGUUGGUUUGUAUUCAGGAAUGGAGGAGGAAGGUCCCAGGAGCACACGACAUUCACCUUCACCCGAUCGGUCAUCUUCCCAGCCCGCCAAGCGGAAAGCUACGCACCGACCAGCGACAAAAGAGCCAGCCAAGAAGCUGGUCAAGACUGAAGUACAGACAAACUCUGUCCUUCCCAAACGAGGAGCCGGCAGGCUUCGCAAGGACUCUGCUUCUUCUACCGUCAGCAGUAGGAGUUUCACCAGUACCAGUACCAGUGAGAGUUCCCUCAGACAGGGAAGCAGUAACAAGGAGAGAAGACCGAGCACUUCCUCUUCUGCCAGCAGUGAAACUUCUUUGGUCCCAGGAACAAACAAGAGGGUUCGGAAACUCAGUGGAGGGACAUCAGCAAAAAAGAAGAAGGAUAUCACUCACAUUUCUGGGCAGUCCUCUCGUGGUUAUGGUCUUAGGUCUCAUCCUGAUAUAAAAUCAGGAUCAAAAGCUAAGACAGGUAAACUAAACUCUGAGAAGUGUUCAAAAGAGGAAGGUGCAAGUGGUACAAGUUCUUCUAGUGCUUUGCCAUUGUUAUCAAGUCUGCCACCUACCGGAAAGGGCAAGUCAAGAAAGUUUUCCGAUUCCAAGAACCACAGUAAGAACUCGGGGAAGAACUCCUCCCGACAAUCUUCCAGCAAAACAAAAGAAACCACAAAAAGCAAAGUGGGGAAGGCAACCUCCAAAAGUAGUUCCUCCGCGACCGGGGGAGAGAGCUCUUCGGCAAAGUCCGGGAGGGCUAGUAGUACUGACAAGGGAUCAGACAACCGAGACUCUCGUAAGAGGGAGGACCUUUUCAAUUCCAGAACUUCCGGUGGGGGAAGGAGAAGGGACUCUGAGGAAGGGAGUCCGAACUUUAACAAUCUCAAUCCCACGGUUAGUUUGUCCAGAUCUAGACUAAGAUCAGGAGGGAAAGAAGGGGAUCCAGAUCACCCUGGUCCCUCGGGGUUAGCGGAGCCGAAAUCAGACAAGGGGAAAGGUAAAGGGAAGGGGAAGCGUCGCGACAAGAUCCCGCCCGAGCCCGAGAGCUUGCGGCGGAGCGCAAGAAACAGAACAACGGGAUCCUGUGCAAGCAGCAGUCGCCGGGGCUCGGGGCCGAGCAAGCGCAGUACAGCGGGGGCAGGAUUGGAGGAAAACAUGAAUAAUCCAAACGCAACUCAGGAUGGGACCGCCAACAACACUGGUACAACCAGGGCGUCGGAGGAAGCAACACAGGGAGCUAUUGGAGGAGCAGGAGCGGGAGCCGUGGGGGGUGCCAGCGCCCUGGCCACCUCCGGAGGGGAGAGCGAAUCGGAUGACUCGGAGAUGGGACGUCUGCAAGCCCUACUAGAAGCCCGCGGUCUGCCCCCGCACUUGUUCGGAGCCCUGGGCCCCAGGAUGCACCAGCUCCUCCACCGUACGAUGGGUGGGGGAGCGUCCAGCAAGGCACACACACUACUGCAAGGCCUACAGAGCGCCGACGAAAGCCAGCAGUUACAGGCAGUCAUCGAGAUGUGCCAGCUACUGGUGAUGGGGAAUGAAGAGACACUGGGAGGGUUCCCAGUCAAGUCUGUAGUGCCAGCUCUUAUAACUCUGCUCCAGAUGGAGCACAACUUUGACAUGAUGAACCAUGCCUGCCGGGCCCUGACAUACAUGAUGGAAGCCCUACCCAGGUCAUCCACUGUGGUGCUGGAGGCAGUGCCUGUAUUCUUGGAAAAGCUGCAGGUGAUCCAGUGCAUGGAUGUGGCUGAGCAGUCCCUCACAGCCCUGGAGAUGUUAUCUAGGAGACACAGUAAGGCCAUUCUACAAGCAGGAGGGCUGGCAGCUUGCCUCCUGUAUCUGGAGUUUUUCUCCAUCAAUGCCCAGCGUACCGCCCUGGCCAUCGCUGCCAACUGUUGUCAGACCAUCACCCCAGAGGAGUUCCACAUGGUACAGGGGUCCCUGGCACUCCUGUCAUCAAGGCUUCAGCACCAGGACAAGAAGUCAGUGGAGAGUGUCUGUCUUGCAUUUGCCCGACUUGUGGACAACUUCCAACAUGAUGCCAAACUGCUGAAGGAACUGACAGCACAUGGUCUACUCACCAACAUACAGCAGCUCCUAGUGGUGUCACCACCAAUCAUUAGCACAGGCACUUUCAUCAUGGUGAUCCGCAUGCUGUCCCUGAUGUGUGCCUCCUGUCCUGAGCUGGCCGUGCAGCUUCUGAAACAGAACAUCACAGACACCCUCAGAUACCUGCUGGUCGGCCCGUCCGAGCCCCAGGCCAGUAAUGAAGAAUUUGAACUACUCCCUCGAACACCUCAAGAACUGUAUGAGAUCACAUCCUUAAUAGCCGAGCUGAUGCCAAAGCUGCCGUCCGAUGGUAUCUUCUCGGUGGACGCCAUGCUGAGAAAGAACAACAACACCAGUACAGACGAGGCCAUCUGGCAGUGGCGGGACGACCGUGGCGUCUGGCACCCGUACACGCGCAUCGACAACAGAAUCGUAGAGGCUGCACACCAGUGUGGGGAAGAUGAGAUUAGCUUGUCUACCAUGGGAAGAACCUACACCAUCGACUUCAACUCCAUGCAGCAGAUAAAUGAAGACACAGGCACAGCCAGGCCUGUACAGAGGAGACCCAACCAGGGAGGGACCAACUCUUCAGUGUCCCCAGAUGAAGUGAAAGAAGAUGCCCGUGCUGCUGUGUUGAAGGAGGAUAAAGAGUUGGCCUCUGCGUUUAUCCGUAGUCUGUUUGGGGUGUUGUAUGAAGUGUACAGCUCCUCCGCAGGACCAUCCAUCAAACACAAGUCCCUCCGAGCCAUACAGAGGGUCGUGUACUACGCUGAUGCCGAGCUCCUCAAGGAAGUCCUGAAAUCUUACGCUGUAUCAAGCCAUAUCGCUGGGAUGCUGUCCUCCCAGGACCUGAAGGUGGUGGUCGGAGCACUUCAGAUGGCUGAAAUCCUCAUGCAGAAACUUCCCGACAUAUUCAGUGUCUUCUUCAGGAGAGAAGGUGUGAUGCACCAGGUGAAGAAGUUGACCAAGAUAGACACGUCGGUUACCCCAGCCAGCUCCCCAAUGAAGGAGUCUGCUCCAGGACCCUCCCAAGAACAUGAGCCAGAGGAUAUCUAUGCUCCACCCAAAGGGAGACUGAGUGAUGCCAUGAAGAGAAAGUCAGGUCCCAUCCCUAAGACAAGAAGUGCCAGAAGAAGAUACUCUCCUUCUGCUGAGGAGCCUUCCAGCCCAGUGGCUGAAGCCCUGGAUGUCUUCACACGAUCGUCGGGAGCCAAAGGAUUUGGAGGGAAAGGAACAGGAGCGAAAGGGAAGGGCUCUUCUGGACCAGGGAAGACAGGUGGCACAUCUCCCAAGCCGUCCUUCCUGGCCAGUCUGAACCCCUCGCGCUGGGGGCGGGGCAGCACUGGUAGUACCAGCAGUGGAGCAUCAGGCUCACCUACAGACAAGAAUGCACCAAAGGACAGCUCCAGUCUUGGUCUUCCCCGUUCUUCCAGUAACCAAGGCCUAGCUUCAAACAAGGAGAAGAUUAAACAGUGGAUCAAAGACAGAGCCACCAAGUUUGAGAAGGAUUACUUCAGCCAUGAGACCCAGGGGAUCAGCCACCCUGCUCUGGACGUGCUGAGAAGACUGUGUGAUGCUGUGGAGAAGUUAGCUCUGGAGAAGGACAGAGGGAUUGACUGCCUGGUAGACAUCAGCAGGAUCGUGACUGACUCGGACGUCUCGCCGUUUGAGAUCCAGCACAGCGGUCUGGUGAAGUCCCUCCUGGCCUACCUCACCAGUCAGAGUGAGAACGAUGCCGUGACUCGGGCUGUCCGACUCAAGAGGUUCCUGCAUGUUUUCCUGGACUGCCCUGCCCCAGAUGGCACAAUGGUGGUGAAGAGUGUUGAUCCCAGUAACCAGCCAGCGUUGUUCCCCCUGGUAGCCAAGCUGAACGGCUGUAUUAACCAGCUGGAACAGUUCCCUGUCAAAGUGCACGACUUACCAGGGGGAGGGGCCGCCACUGGAAGGGGUUCCCAAGCAUUGAAAUUCUUCAACACACAUCAGCUCAAGUGUCAGCUCCAGAGGCACCCAGACUGUAAGAACGUUAAACAGUGGAAGGGUGGCCCUGUCAAGAUUGACCCCCUGGCCCUGGUACAGGCCAUCGAGAGAUACCUGGUUGUCCGCGGUUACGGUAGAAUACGGGACGGCGAGGACGAAGACAGCGACGAAGACGCAUCCGACGAUGACGUUGACGAAUCUUUGGCAAGUGUUUCAACCAUGGCCACCUUCUCUGGGCCGAACGUGCGUCACAGACUGCAGUUUUUCCUGAGUGACCACUUGCUUCCCUACAACAUGACUGUGUACCAGGCCAUACGGCAGUACGGCCAGACGACCGAGGAGGACAGGGAGACAGACGACGAGUCCAACCCACUGGGUAGAGCUGGGAUCUGGAUCAAGACUCAUACCAUAUGGUACAAACCAGUCCCCUUGGAUGAGGACAGUAAGACAGAACUAGUGGCCGCUGCCUCAGCUACCAAGAAGGGGAAAGGCACUUCCCCCAACAAGGGGCCGGCCAAAGUAGCAGCCAGGAAACACGACGAGCUGUGGAAUGAGGGAGUGUGUCCAGCUCCUGUAUCCCCCCUGAAACCCCUGCUGGUGCCAACCCUCCCAGGAAAUGUCCGAAUCGACGACCCGUCCCUGGAGGUCAUCUGUUUAAUGAGGGUGAUCCAUGCCCUUAACAGAUAUUGGUACACAUUAUUUGAGAAUGCACCCACAAAGCCCAUCCUGCCCCCAGCAGAUUUCAUCAACAGUAAACUCACAGCAAAGGCCACAAGGCAACUCCAGGACCCUCUUGUCAUCAUGACUGGCAACCUCCCACCCUGGUUGGUGGAGAUAGGCAAAGCCUGCCCUUUCUUACUUCCAUUUGACACGCGGCAAACCCUUUUCUACAUGACGUCGUUUGACCGAGACCGUGCUAUGCAGAAGCUGCAGGACAGCUCGCCUGAAGUCACCAGUACGGACUCCACAGAUAGCAGAGUGGCCCCCAGACUAGAUAGGAGAAAGAGAACCGUUUCUAGAGAAGACUUGUUGAAGCAGGCUGAGUCAGUUAUGAAUGACCUUGGUAACUCCAGGGCCAUGUUGGAGAUACAGUAUGAAAAUGAGGUUGGGACAGGGCUAGGGCCGACCCUGGAGUUCUAUGCACUGGUGUCUAGAGAGGUACAGAGAGCAGACCUGGACCUGUGGAGAGGAGAGGCUGUGCCACUCCCAGACUCUAAAGGGAACCAAGACGGAACUUUGUAUGUGCAUUCCUCAUUGGGACUCUUCCCACAGCCCUACGGCAGAACAGCCAAGCUCGGUCACGUGACCAAGGCUAAGAUCAAGUUUAGAUUCAUAGGAAAGUUCAUGGCCAAGGCUCUCAUGGACUCAAGAAUGGUUGACUUCCCACUGAGUCUGCCGUUCUACAAGUGGGUGCUAGGGCAGGAAGCCUCCCUCUCUGUCACAGAUAUACAGUAUCUGGACCCAGUUGUUGCCAAGUCAGUGUCCCAGCUGGUGGACGUGCUCAGGCAAAAGUCUCGUCUCCAAGAGGACAAAGCACAUACUGCACAGAGCCUGCAGCUGGCCCUGGAAAGCCUGACGUUAGACGGGUGUAGAAUAGAGGAUCUGGAUCUGGACUUCACGUUACCUGGGCACCCCAAUAUAGAACUGAAGAAGGGAGGCAAGGACAUCCCUGUCACUAUACACAAUCUGGAGGAGUAUGUCAAGCUUGUAAUUCACUGGACGUUGAUAGAGGGCGUUUCAAGACAGUUUGAAUCGUUCAGAGAGGGAUUCGAGUCCGUCUUCCCCAUGUCCCAUCUGCAAUACUUUUAUCCUGAAGAGCUUGACCAGCUGUUCUGCGGGAACAAGACGGAGCCGUGGGACAUGAAGAUGCUGAUGGAGACGUGCAGACCAGACCAUGGCUACUCCCACGACAGCCGCUCCGUCAAACACCUGUUUGAGAUCAUGAGCAACUUCGACAGCGAUGAACAGCGAGAGUUCCUGCUGUUUGUUACAGGCAGCCCCAGACUCCCAGUUGGAGGAUACCGUGCCCUGAACCCUCCCCUCACCAUCGUCCGCAAAGCCGUGGAAGCACCAGAAAACCCCGACGACUUCCUCCCAUCUGUCAUGACCUGUGUCAACUACCUGAAACUCCCAGACUACACGUCCAUUGAAGUCAUGGCCAACAAGCUCCGAACAGCUAUGAAAGAAGGGCAACACUCCUUCCACCUCUCAUAGUACUCCCUGAAGUAACAUGUCAUUCGAUUUUUAGUAUCCUUUUUGUUGCCAUCACACAGUAAGCCACCACAGCCCCCAAACUGACCGUCAACAGCACAAUUGGUGGUGUUGAGAAGGUGUUACAGAUGAAUCAUUAACAAGGGCAUUCCAAGGGACGUUGUGGCAUGGCAUUCGAAAGAGCUCACAUGUAUGCCAAGUCAUCCUCAGAAGGCAAAUAAAAGUCCACCAGGGGCAAAUGACUGACAGACCAUUCAUUAUGAUAGUGUUUUUCAAGGAAUAUGAUUCCAUGAACUGAAAUUGUAAGAAUUGUAUAUUGAGACAAAUCCAUCAUAUUUUAACCUUCCUUCCAAAGUACCACAUUUCACAUCCAGAAGUACAGAUACGCAAAGUACAAAAUUCUACACAAGGCUUGAAACAACGGACAGCUUUGAACGUUUACUAUGUCGCAGUUCACUGCAAUCUGCAUUGUACUAUGUACAAGGUCAACUAUCCCCCCUUCAACUCCAUUGUAUGUAACUAAAACUUACCCUUAUGUUUUCCACAAUUGUCGCCAAUGUAGAGAUGCAUAUCAUUUUUAACACUUUGUUCAAAACACAUGAAAGUUUAUCAAACUGUUCUCCAACUCAAAUAAUUAACAAAAGUGCUUCAGUCAAAAAUUUCAGUUAUUCUUUGAAUAGGAGAACAGUUUAAGUUACAUCAUCUCCAUUUUCACUCCUGUAUUUCUAUACUGGCAAUGUCUUUUGCAGGCAAAUCUAUCACUAUAGCAAUCCUGGCACUUACUGUCCUUAGGAUUUUUCUCUUAUCCAGCCAGCUUCAACAUUGUAAAGGUGUCUACGCCGUAUUUUCUAUGCUUCGCAAAACAUUCGGUAAGUUACAUAUGCCUUGAACAAUCUGUGACUUUCAUUCCUGACUUCUUUAGGUAGCCUAGUAAACUAGAAUUACACUAUGGUUCUUCCAAUAUCAGCUUUUGGGGACUACAACACUUCACUGCAGUUCCCUAUCUCAUGUUGAAAUACAAACAUUACCAAAAACCAUCAACAAAACCUGAAAUCUUUAAGAGUCUGUAUAGUGAUACUCAGUUAGCAGUGGUUAGGCCUGUUUUGGAGACUUUUUUUUUUAGCUUUUAUGGCAUAUUGUUAGGCCUUCUAUUUUGUGAGUUUCUCUUCGGGUAUCCGAAAGGUAACAAAAUAAAAAGCCUGACAAAGUGAAAAAAAAUUCAACUCUACUUGGAGAGUAAUACCGGUAUAAUGAUAACGUACUAAGUCAUGUAAAAUACCACAUACAUACAUACAUCUGGAAGUGUGCCAUAAAGGUAUAGUAUAUCACGAACACAGUACAUCACUACUUCACAUGUUACAUCCAAAUUAGUCAGGCAUGUACAACAUGUGAUAACCAACUGCUUGUGACAUAUUGAGGUGUGCUAUGUGAACACAACUCUAGCACCAUGUUUUCACCAGAAUUGUCACAGACAUAGUCAAAAAUGGGUCAACGCAAUCUUACUGGUCAUAACUGUAUUAUCUAGUAGGGGGGAAUAACUAUAUGGCUACGGAACAAUUGUGGAAAACAUUUUAUUUUUACAGAACUAUCCGCACUAACGUUGCAACUAACAAAGAAGUGUUCUUGUAUACUUGACAAUGUACUUCUUCCUACCUGACAAAAAAACAAAAUACUGUUCCCAAGUCAAGUGUGUUUUUAAGUUGAACAGCAUUUCAUAUUAUUCUGUCAACAUGGAGUCUUCUGUUGCAUUUUCACUCCUUGUCGAUGUGCUUUCGUGUACAGGCAGUUGCAAGCUAUGUACAGAUUCGAGGUUUGGUGCCUUGAUACAGCGUACUAUGGAAAAAACAAGUUGCCAAGGCUUCAGACCAUUGCUGGAAAAAAAAAAGCACAUUUCCUGGUAACAAUACAUACUAAACAGUCAAGUAUUCUCUUUUCUUGUUCGCCUUUUACUUUAUGAAUUUUUUGGAUGUGUCUCCUACUCUAUCGAUGCUGGGUAUUUUCAUGGAAACAAAUGACAGCAAUAACUAUGUGCAAACUUGAUAAACAAUUGACAAAGUUUGUAAGUGCUGCCAGCAUUGCAAAAGCUGUAAUAUAUUUAUUUCCUCAUAUUCUGAAGCUAAGUGAGGAUUUACAAAAGAACGUUGAAAAAGGAAAGUCUUUUCACUUGUUACUAUUCUGUGUAGUUGAGUUAGUUCAAGGUAUAAAUUUGUUCAUUUUUGUCUUGUCAAAUUUAGUGUAGUUUUGCCAUUUCAUUUGUUAAGACGAUGUAGAAUUGUGUAUGGAGAUUGAUCAGCUCCAGUAUGGACAUUUUCAACUCAAAGUGGAAUUAAACUUUAUUUGCAAAA